Cuscuta europaea is the source of this 692-nucleotide messenger RNA. NCBI's taxonomy places the organism in Eukaryota, Viridiplantae, Streptophyta, Magnoliopsida, Solanales, Convolvulaceae. The record is from the annotation of a GenBank genome assembly.
CAAAUACUUCUGGCAGUUUCUUUAUUUUCUCCAACCACCAAAAAAAGAAAGAAAAAGAGCCUAAAAUGGUAUCCGAAAAGAGGGCUGAACUUCCUCCUGGUUUUAGGUUUCAUCCAACUGAUGAGGAACUAAUCAUAUAUUAUCUCCGAAACCAAUCAACUUCAAGGCCUUGCCCAGUCUCUAUUAUCCCAGAAGUUGAUGUUUAUAAGUUUGAUCCUUGGGAAUUACCCGAGCGGGCGGAUUUUGGAGAAAAUGAAUGGUACUUCUUCACCCCGCGGGACAGGAAGUACCCGAACGGUAUUCGACCUAAUAGGGCAGCCGUUUCGGGUUAUUGGAAAGCUACGGGCACGGAUAAGGCCAUCUAUAGUUGCUCUAAAUAUGUUGGUGUAAAGAAGGCUCUUGUGUUCUACAAAGGUAAACCACCUAAGGGUAUAAAGACUGAUUGGAUCAUGCAUGAGUAUCGCCUUAAUGAAUCACCUUCACAACCGCCCAAGCAAAACAGAUCCAUGAGGCUGGAUGAUUGGGUGUUAUGUAGAAUUUACAAAAAGAAGGUUGUGGGAAAUAAAGCUAUUGAGAUGGUGAAAGGUGAAGUGGAUACCCAAACCCAAACCCAAACUCAAACCCAAACCCAAACCCAAACCCAAACCCAAACCCAAACCCAAACCCAAACCCAAAUUGCACCCAAUUGUGAG